Molecule: messenger RNA, 2184 nt
Organism: Dendrobium catenatum
Lineage: Eukaryota; Viridiplantae; Streptophyta; Magnoliopsida; Asparagales; Orchidaceae
Product: cytochrome P450 710A11
Exons: 2
Coding region: 455-2119 (554 amino acids)
Biological process (GO): sterol metabolic process
Molecular function (GO): heme binding; iron ion binding; monooxygenase activity
Source: RefSeq, a predicted model, not a curated record
CCCAAAAAAAAAAAAGUUUAUUUAUUAAUAUUUAAUUUAAAACUAAUUUAAUAACGAAAUUCCAUCUGUAGACUUGUACCAACUAUCCUAGCGCCAACAACUUUGUCUAUUCCAAUUUCCGGCCCGCCGCCAUGUCUACGCCGACCAUUGCUUUCAACGGCCAUCUCUACCCAACCUUCGCAAUUUUUUGACCAAGGUUUUACCUUUCCUCAAUUUUUGCAACCCUUACUUCCACCAAUUUCCAUUCAAAUUAACAUGCCGCGCGUCAAUUUGAACAAAUAACAAAAGGAGAUUUCAAUUCUUUCAGCAUUUCCCAUCUUCCUCUUUCCCCUCCUGUUUUCUUAAACCCUUUUUUCAACUGCCUAGUCCGAGACGCAGCUUGAUUUCUAGAAGUUCUCCACUCUUAUAUAUCUCUGGAAGAAGAGCUUAGACAGAGCGAGGAAAUAAAGAAGAAAUGGCGCUAUGGCAGCUUCUAUCAACUGCGAGCCCUUUCCUUUUCUGCGCAAUCGCUCUCCUCAUACUCCUGCAGCAGCUCUCCUACCUCAAGAAGAAAGGCCCUCUCCCCGGCCCCACUCUCAUCGUCCCCUUUCUUGGAAGCGCUAUCUCCAUGAUCUCAAACCCGACCAGUUUCUGGGAGCAACAAGCCGCCAUGGCCAAAUCCUCAGGCCUCGGCUUCGCCGCUAAUUUCCUCGUUGGCCGCUUCAUCGUCUUCAUCAGCUCCACUGAGCUCUCCCACAAAGUCUUCUCCAACGUUCGCCCCGACGCUUUCCAUCUCAUCGGUCACCCAUUCGGUAAAAAACUCUUCGGCGAGCAAAACAUGAUUUACCUCUUCGAUCAACAACACAAAGACCUCCGCCGUAGAAUCACCCCAAAUUUCGCACCUCGGGCACUCUCCACUUACCUUCUUAUACAACAAAAAGUUAUCUUGCGGCAUUUAAAGAACUGGAUCGACCUUGCUUCUACACAAAAUGCUAUUCCUCUUCGUCUUCUCUGCCGCGACCUCAACCUGGAGACUUCCCAGACCGUAUUCGUUGGGCCGUAUCUCUCCCCCGUCGCACGCAAAAGGUUCGAUUCUGAUUACAACCUGUUCAAUCUCGGCCUCAUGUCUUUCCCCUUCGAUCUACCUGGCUUCGCUUUUCGGCGAGCUCGGCUCGCCGUCGACCGCCUCGUCAAGACGCUCUCGGGCUGCGUGAUUAUGAGCAAGGAGCGAAUGCUCGCCGGCGAGGAGCCCUGUUGCUUGGUGGAUUUCUGGAUGCAGGAGACGCUCCGGGAAUCUCCGGAAAAAGACGACCAUGAUAUCGGAGGCCAUCUCUUCGACUUUUUAUUCGCAGCACAGGAUGCCUCCACUUCCUCGCUUCUCUGGGCAAUCACUUUGCUUGAAUCGCACCCGGAAAUCCUCGCUCGCGUGCGCGAGGAAGUGACUUCCAGAUGGUCGCCGGACUCCGGCGAACUCAUCAGCGCGGAGCAGGUAAAGGAGUUGAAGUACACAGAGGCCGUGGCUCGCGAGGUAAUUCGCAUCCGGCCACCGGCCACUUUGGUGCCCCACAUCGCCGGCGAGGAGUUCCCACUGACGGAAUGGUACACGGUUCCCAAAGGCGCCAUCGUAUUUCCAUCGACAUACGAGUCGUCGUUCCAGGGUUUCCCUGAGCCGGACCGGUUCGACCCGGACCGAUUUUUAGGAGAUCGGCAGGAGGAUCGAAUAUACAAGCGUAAUUUCUUGGCUUUUGGAGCCGGGCCCCACCAGUGCGUUGGCCAGCGCUAUGCUGUUAAUCAUCUCGUUAUCUUCAUCGCGCUCUUUGUCUCUUUGCUUGAUUUUCGGAGACACCGAACGGACGGCUGUGAUGAGAUUGCUUAUGUACCUACUAUCGUCCCCAAGGAUGAUUGCACAGUUUUAUUUGUUUCAUUUAGGUGUGGGUGUGGUAGGCCGUGGGGCAAGAGCUUUUGGAAAGUCCAUUGUAGACUGUUGUGGGGCCGACAGGGUGGAAAGCGCGACACGUGGAAAUAUAUGCGGGGCGCAAGGUUGUCAUUUUUUGUUUUUUUAUGUCUUUGUAUUUUUGGAAUUAAUACUAUGUGUAAUAUGGGUCAACCAUACCAUUGCUGGCUUGGGUUUAAAGUUUAAACAUGUUGUGUAUUUUCCAUGCCAUUUUCUGAGCUGUCAGUUUUAAUUAAAUGUUUUAAUUAUUA